AUGGGUGCUCAAGCAGUUUCCGAAGUCAAGACUAGCAGCACGUCAAUUGACUCGCUGAGAGCUGCAAUUCCCAAGCACUGCUUCCAGAAGUCAACGACAACUUCUCUGAGCUACAUUGUGCGAGACAUCGCCCUCGUCUGCACUGUAUUCUACAUGGGCACUCAGAUUCAAUACGCACCAUCAUUCGCUCUCAGAUGUGCCCUGUGGGCUCUUUACAGCGUUUUCCAGGGAUUCGUCUUUGUCGGUAUCUGGAUUCUCGCUCAUGAGUGUGGUCACCAGGCCAUGUUUGACAAUGGCGCCGCCAACGACACUUUCGGUCUUAUCAUGCACAGCUUUUUGGGUGUUCCCUACUUCUCUUGGAAAUACAGCCAUGCUAGACACCACAGAUUCACCAACCACAUGGAGAAGGAUACUGCAUUCGUCCCCGCAAAGAAGGACGACGGCAUGCAUCUCAUGUCCAAGGUCCAGGAAAAGGUCAAGGCGAUUUUCCACAUGACCGAGGAUGCACCUAUUGUCAGCUUGAUCUUCCUUGUUGGACACCAACUCAUUGGCUGGCAAGCUUACAUGCUCUUCUACGCCUCUUCUGGCUACAAGAGUCUUGCAAACUUCAAGGAUCCUCGUACCACUUCCAACCUCAGUCACUACUCUCCCUUCUCUCCUAUCUACCUUCCUUCUCAGCGUUUGGCUAUUCUGGUUUCCGAUCUUGGUCUUAUUGCUCUUUGCUACGGUCUUUACUACGCUACUCUGGUUAUGGGCUUGACUCAGGUUGCUCUUCUCUACGGUCUUCCCUACCUUUGGGUCAACCACUGGCUUGUUGCAAUUACUUACCUUCACCACAACCACGGUGAUGCCGAGCACUUUGAGCAGGGCACCUGGACUUUCGAGAAGGGUGCUCUGGCCACCGUCGACAGAGACUUCGGCUUCGUUGGCCGUGAGCUGUUCCAUGGUAUCAUUGAGUUCCACGUUGUCCACCACCUUUUCCCUCGCAUUCCUUUCUACCACGCUGAGGAGGCUACUGGUGCUAUUCAGCCUAUGCUCGGCAAGAAGUACAUCCGUGACAACACUUCAUUCCUCAAGGCUCUCUGGAGAGCCUGGACCCAACAUCAGUAUGUUGUGGACCACGAGACCAAGCCUGGUGUUCUUGUCUGGGCAAAGUAA
Messenger RNA from Aureobasidium melanogenum CBS 110374, 1158 nucleotides. RefSeq lists its product as uncharacterized. The record is from RefSeq and is a predicted model, not a curated record. Bases 1 to 1158 code for a protein of 385 amino acids. Gene Ontology annotation, biological process: lipid metabolic process. NCBI's taxonomy places the organism in Eukaryota, Fungi, Ascomycota, Dothideomycetes, Dothideales, Saccotheciaceae. The transcript is spliced from 4 exons. Gene Ontology annotation, molecular function: oxidoreductase activity, acting on paired donors, with oxidation of a pair of donors resulting in the reduction of molecular oxygen to two molecules of water.